This is a messenger RNA of Oxyura jamaicensis (ruddy duck), 6872 nucleotides long. RefSeq names its product natural killer cell triggering receptor (gene NKTR). Gene Ontology annotation, biological process: protein folding; protein peptidyl-prolyl isomerization. NCBI's taxonomy places the organism in Eukaryota, Metazoa, Chordata, Aves, Anseriformes, Anatidae. Gene Ontology annotation, cellular component: nucleus. The transcript is spliced from 17 exons. Gene Ontology annotation, molecular function: peptidyl-prolyl cis-trans isomerase activity. The record is from RefSeq and is a predicted model, not a curated record. The coding region runs from base 83 to 4504 and encodes 1473 amino acids.
GGGCCGGGGGGGGGAGGGCGAGGGGGCGCGGAGCGGGGACAAAGCGCAGGGGCCGUCAGGUGGUGAGGGCGAGGGGGCAGCCAUGGGGGUGCAGGACCGGCCCCAGUGCUUCUUCGACAUCGAGAUCAACCGGGACCCAGUUGGUCGAAUUAUGUUUCAGCUGUUCUCAGAUAUAUGUCCAAAGACUUGCAAAAACUUCCUUUGCUUGUGCUCAGGUGAGAAAGGAAUUGGCAAAACAACUGGCAAGAAGCUGUGUUACAAAGGCACUACGUUCCAUCGCGUGGUUAAAAACUUCAUGAUUCAGGGUGGGGACUUCAGCGAAGGUAAUGGAAAAGGAGGUGAAUCUAUUUAUGGUGGCUACUUUAAAGAUGAAAACUUUAUUCUCAAACAUGACAGAGCGUUCCUUUUGUCAAUGGCAAACCGAGGGAAACAUACCAAUGGUUCCCAAUUUUUCAUAACAACAAAGCCUGCUCCUCAUCUCGACGGCGUACAUGUUGUCUUUGGACUGGUUAUUUCUGGGUUUGAAGUAAUAGAGCAAAUAGAAAAUCUGAAAACCGAUACUGCCAGUAGACCCUAUGCAGAUGUACGAGUUAUUGACUGUGGGGUGCUUGUUACAAAAUCAGCAAAGGAUGCUUUGGAGAAGAAGAAGAAAGUAUGCUCUGAAUCAGAAGAGUCAGAAUCCUCCUCCAGUGCAUCAAGCUCUUCAGAAAGUUCGUCUGAAAGCGAAGCUGAAAAUGAAAGAAGCAGAAGAAGAAAGCGUAAAAGAAGAGCUAAAGCAAAACAAUCAAGAAAACGGAGAAAGGAAGAGAGGAAAAAAGAGGAUUCAAGAUGCAAGCGAACCUCAAACCAAAGAUGCAGCCUUUCUGACAAGAGCGACGUAACCGAAAAAGCAACUGAUGUUAGCACGAAGAGGGAUAAGCCUGUCGUACGUCCUGAAGAAAUUCCCCCAGUGCCUGAAAAUAGAUUUUUGCUAAGAAGAGAUGUGCCUGUUGUCAACGCAGAACCUGAGCCGAAGCUUCUUGAUGCUGCACCAGUUCUAACAGACCAGAAACCAUCAGUCUCUAAAUCCGGACGAAAAAUUAAAGGAAGAGGCACAAUACGGUAUCACACCCCGCCUCGAUCACGGUCGUGCUCUGAAUCCGAUGAUGAUGAGAGUAGUGAGACUCCUCCGCACUGGAAAGAGGAAAUGCAGAGAUUACGAACAUAUAGACCACCUAGUGGAGAAAAGUGGAGUAAAGGCGAUAAGUUGAGUGACCCAUGUACAAGCAGAUGGGAUGAAAGAAGUGCAUCACGGAGAUCAAGAUCUUGGUCACACAAUGGCUAUUCUGAUCUGAGUACUGUGAGAUACUCCAGCCACCACAAAAAGCACAGAAAAGAGAAAAAGAAAGUGAAACAUAAAAAGAAGUCUAAAAAGCAGAAGCAUUUCAAGAAGCACAAGCAAACUAAGAAAAAGAAAGCAUCAGCUUCGUCAGAUGUGGAAUCCUCACAUUCCUUCGUCAGGAGGAAGAAAUCAUCUUGUGAUCGUGAGAGGAAGUCUCGUUCUUCUUCAUCGUCUUCUAGGCAUUCAUCCAGAAGAGACUGGUCUAAAUCUGAUAAGGAGGACCAGAGUUCAUCGACUUUAUCAAGCAGAGACACUCGGUCAUACUACAGGUCCAGGUCCAGAUCUAGGUCUAAAUCAAGGUCUUAUUCUCGAAGUUCCAGAUCAAGAUCAGCCUCUAAAUCGUCACGUUCCCGAAGUAGAUCAAGAUCAAGUCCUAGCCCUCGGCAUCAAAAGACUGUUUCCAGUUCUCCACGAAAUACUUCAACACGAUUAAAUGAAAACAAGCUGAACAAGACUGCUGACCCUGUAAGAGCAGUUAUAUUGCCAACUGAUAAAGUUGUCAUACCACCGGUUGUCCCAGAAAGUCUCCCUGUCAUACCCUUAAGUGAUAGCCCACCACCCUCAAGGUGGAAGCCUGGGCAGAAACCAUGGAAGCCAUCUUAUGAGCGAAUUCAGGAAAUGAAAGCUAAAACAACCCAUUUAAUACCCACCCAAACUAAUUAUAAUGUAGUUGUUAUUAAAGAGGCUAACACUUCUUCCUCGUUCCGAAAGCGACAAAGGAGUUCAGAUAGCGAUCGAAGUGGUUAUUCCAAAUAUCGUAGCGAUAGAAGCUCGGAUAGUUGGCCGCGAUCGAGAAGCAGGUCCUCCCGAAGCAGGUCAUACUCAAGAUCUUACACCAGAUCUAGAAGUCUGUCUAGCUCAAGAACAAAAUCUCGUUCCUCUGGUAGAUCACCGUCACCGAGUAAAUACCGCAGUGACAGGUCGGGUUAUAGCGAGUCAACAUCUUAUUAUUCCCUUAGCGAUGAUGAUAGGCACAGAAGCAAAAGAAAAUCUACAUCGGGUGAUCAGAACGCUUCGUCUCUUAAACUAAGGCAGGAAACAAGCUCUGAAAGCACUCUCCCUUAUAAAUGUACAAAAGACUACGAUGAGUCUUCUCAAGGACUGAAAGAGAGUGACAGUUUAUCGUCUUCAGACUUCUCUACUGACAGCGAGCAUUCCGGCAAGGUGAAAGGAGCCCAAGAAAAGGAAGGCCAUUUUCAGUUAGAUGGAGAUGCUCAGCAGCAGGAUAAAAGCAACUUAAGUUCGGUGAGAGGGGAGGAGAAAUCCAAGUGUGAACGGGAUGCUGAUCGUUCUAAAAACAAAGCCAUUAAAGAGAAAUCGUCUGAGCAAGCUAGAGGCGGUGCAAAAAGUAAACGAAAAUCCUAUUCAGGUAGCAAAUGGGACUCUGAGUCAAACUCAGAAAGGGGAGAGGCUAGGCGUAGUAGGGCAGAAUCCAGACCCUCAUCUGGUAAAGAGGAAGGAGAGGCCACAUCAGGAUCUGAUACAGAACUUAGUGUUACCAAAAGGAUAAAAAAAUCAAAUUCCUCAGAAGGCUUUCUGGAUUCCGAUUGUACGUGGAAGAUGAGCAAACAGUUGUCAUCUUCCGAAUCUGAGAGUUCUCAUUCUAGCACAACAAAUACUAGAGGAAAGUCAAAAAAAGCCAAACAUGAAUCAAAAAAAAAUCUUAAAAAGUCACAUUCCAAAAAAGCAAAAGAAAAAUCCAAAGGAAAAAAGGAGAAGAAACACAAAGUUCAGAAAAGAAAAGAAAUGUUUCACUGGCAGCCCCCGCUGGAGUUUGGUGAAGAGGAUGAUGAUGAUAUAAAUGAAAAGCCAGUUAUCAAGGACGAUAAAAAAGAAAAGCAGCUUACCGGGGACAUAAAGGAUAAAAAACAGCAAGCUUCUGAAAAGAAUGAAGUAGUCAAAGACAAAAUGGGAAAUGGUGAAAAGCCUUGUACGGAUGAAAACCUUCCAGGUAAAAGCACUACUGAUGCCUCACCAGAUCACAGUAACCUUAAUAAAGAUAACGUUGAUCCAAACGUUUCAGCCAGUGUUUUAAACUCAGGAAUAAAAGUGACUGCUUGCAAGAAUGACACUAAACAAGCUGAAGAAAGAAACCAGAAUGGGUUGGAGGAUGUUGUUCAGACAGAUGACAACAUGGAGAUUUGCACUCCAGACCGUAACUCACCAGGGAAGGUGGUUGUGGAUACAUCUCCUGUCAUUCUCACUGGCAAACCUCAGGCUUUAAGUGCUAGUAUAAACAAAGAUUUACAGCCCCCUGAACCAGAUGCUGUCAAAUUAGGAAACAAUGUUAUAGACUUGGUUAAUAUUAAAGAAGAAAAAGAAAUAGGGAAGCAAGAAAAUAACUCCGUCCCUGUGUCUAGCACAAAAGAUUGUAGUUUAAAAAGUGAAAUCACCGAAAAUACACAAAGCAAUCCAAUCGAUAAUAAAUGGAAGCCUCUGCAAGGUGUUGGUAACUUGCAACCAGCUACAAUUAGUACUGCCACAGAAGUAAAGAAUGUAGCUUCAGCACCAGAGCCUAAACCAGCAGGUUUAAGGAUUGAAAUAAAAGCUAAAAAUAAAGUAAGGCCUGGAUCUCUGUUUGACGAAGUUAGGAAAACAGCACGGUUAAAUCGAAGGCCAAGGAACCAAGAAAGUUCCAGUGAGGAAGAGUCUCCAAGUAGAGAUGGCAAUAGCCCAUCCAGGAGUCUCAGUAGGUCACGAAGUAAAUCUGAAUCUAAAUCCAGACACCGAACGAGGUCUCUAUCUUACAGCCAUUCCAGAAGUCGAUCCCGAAGUUCUACAUAUUCGUAUAGGUCAAGAAGCUAUACAAGAAGCCGAAGCAGAGGCUGGUAUAGUAGAGAUCGGUCAAGAAGUCGAAGUAGUUCCUACCACAGUUACAAGAGUCGUAGCCGAACCUAUAGUAGAAGCAGAUCGAGUAGUUCCUAUGGCCAUCACAGCCGAUCCAGCAGGUCGUACACUUACGAUAGUUACUAUAGCAGAAGCCGAAGUAGAAGUAAAAGGAGCGACAGCUAUCGGAGAUCUAGAAGUUACGAUAGGCGAUCCCGAUCGUAUGGCUCUGACAGUGAAAGCGAUCGCAGCUACUCCAACAACCGAAGUCCCAGUGAAAGCAGUGGGUAUAGCUGAAAAUGUUUCUCUGACGAUUGAAACCGUAUUUAGUAAGUUUGUCAGUGUUACGUUUAAAAACAGAACUGUUCUGAGGAUGUCACAAGUGAAGCUGAAGGAUGUUUACUGAGCUAGCUGACACUUUACCAUUUAUCAGUGCACUCACUUGACUGACUGCAUACUGAAGGAGAGAAGUACUGAAGCUCAACCCAACAGUUUUUUACGUCAAACGCUACUUUUACAGAAUAGAAAAAAAUGGUUUUAUUUCCUCGAGUCGGAUAUUCCAAGCCAUGAAUGACACGUAGGUGAGUUUGCUGACACCACUUUUCUCGGUGCGGCGACCAGUACUGUCUUCAAGUAUGUUUAUAAACACCUUAAGGCUUUCUGCCUGUUACUGUUCGAUACGUUAGCAACUAUAAAACUGUGAAGAACUUCUUACUGGCAUUUCUAGUUUAUUAAAAUGGUUUUUUUUUUAGAGCUGGAAGGUGGGUUCCAUGCUGUCUUGUUUGACUGUUGCGUUAUAUAGAGUAUAUAUACAGCAGCUAGUUGAUGAAAACAAAGACUGCCACGAUGUCUUAAUCCUUCCUGUGCUGUGGUGUUACAGAAGUCUGCUCAGAAGGGUGAGGUUACACACAACAGGAAUUGUCAAACUGACAAGCAGCGAGCGAAAGUGUGAUGAAUUAGUUUUGAUCUCAAAAUCCAACCUGUCUAAACUGUUGCAUUUAAAAGCCAAGUUUGUGAUCAACUGCAACGUUCUUUAGAGGCUAAAGAAGUGUUUCUGAGUGGUCCCAUUUAAAUUCCUACUGCAGCGCUUGGCGUACUUCAACACGUUUUGAAGUUGAAUGGUGUAAGCUGGAGUAUAUCAGGAGUUGGUUCGGAACACUUCUUAAAAACCUAAGUGAUGAUUUUUGAGAAAAUAAACCAUAAUGGUUCCUCUGUAAAAUGUCUGUAGAUGUAUCCCAUUUGCCAGAGGGAAUAUCAGUGUGCAGGUCCUGAAUUAUAUAUUGUUAAAGUGAAAUGACUACAAAAAUACUGGUAUGCCUGAUAAAAAGUGUGGGAAGUACUUUCCAAGUGAAGUUUAAUACCAAAAAUGACUGCAUAUUACAGGUAAAUGGCUUGCAAAAAACGUAGACUUAAAGCUGAAGAGCAUCGUUGUGUUUUUUUUUUUGCCAAUGUUCUGAUUGAGUCAAUUUAAAAUGAUUUAUAAAGUUUUUCAGUGUUUAGAAAGUUGUAUACUGAGAGACCGUUUUUUAAUGGCAUAAUGUCGUACCCUGAAACGCGGGGUCUGUAGUAAAAACAGAAACAUAACUAACGUAGCUUUAUUAGAGCUAAUGAGUACUGUUGUAUUAUAACUACUUUCAAUACUGACUUUCUGUAAUACCUUUAGUUUUCUUGAAUGUUUUCAAACCUUGAAAACGAUUUUUUAAUCUCAUCAGGACCCAACAGCUCUGAAAAUGAAAAGUAGACAUUUCUUGCUUAGCCAUCAAUUCAUACUGCUUUUUUAUUGAAUUAAGCUACUCCAAAUUAGCUUUUGGUACACUUCUGAAACAUGAAAAGGAAGCUCAAAGUGAAAUUUGAAGGCUGUGAUGAUGCCCUGCACGUCCGUACACGAUCAGCUGAGUAAGACGUUUGUAUGCAGGUUCCUAAAACUGAACCUGUCAUACAGUUUUCUCCCUUUUUAGGAGAACCCAAAGUCCUGAACUUAAAUUCCUGCUCUUGUAAUUCAAUGAAAAAUUGCUUGCACGUAGUCCUUGCAGAUCAGUAUUUUGUAAGGUUCUUAUAAAUGUACUUAAUGUUCAAAUGCUUUACUCAAAUCAGUAUGUUUGCAGAUUUCUUUUUGAACGGUAGCAGCCAUUUCAGAGUCUCAAAUAAAUAUUUCUUUGCUAACUCAAGGUAAUGUUUGUCGCAGUUCCGUAGCUUUAAGUAAUUUGUUUGUUCCCCUACAGAGAAAAUAGCACUAGUGGGCUAAUGGUGGAACAAAAGUUACAAAUCCAAGCCUUGUCACUCAACGUUUCCUCAAACAAAAUUGCUCCAGAAUCUGAUUUUGUCACGUUUCAGAUCUAAGUUGAUUUUUUUUUUAAGGCCAGGAAAAGGUAGUGAAAUAGAUACGUUGUCGAUCAAUUGUAUUGUCCAGAACCGCUGCAAUGUUACCGAUGCCUAUUUCAUAUCUUGAAUUAAAGCUUUAUAAAGAAGUUCCAUCUGGUAGAUGGGUGGGGAGGGAUGCGAGGGAAGGGGGGGGGGGGGAGUAUUUUUACUUGGUGAGUUCUGUUAAAUUGUGCUUCAAAUAGGAAAUGCACCACGGAGCUGGUUUUCUAAUGUCGGUCUGUUUUUGCAAUUUUGUUAUUCAAAAGUAGUUGCUGUUUGUAAAAUAAACUUUUGUACAUACCUG